GAAUGAUUGCAUAUUUACCAUGAUGCAUCAUGUUGCUGGUGAUUUGCGGAAUGUGAAUGUCCUUCUCCAGCCAUGUAUUUUGAGGACCUUUUUGCGUAUUUGGAAAGAAGGAUUUGAGCUUUGUGUGGAUUGGGCUGAUCUCAUUGAAUAUAUACUACGAAAGUGUACACGUAUUAGAACUGAGAAUCCUGAUGGCAGGGUGAAUUCGAUGUUCCCAAGACCAUUGUCCGAACCUGUUGCCAUUGAAUUAACUGAUGAUGAUCUUGAUCAACUUUACACAAUGUAUAAAAACUCCAGCAGUGAACAAGAUUUAAUGGAUAAGAUCCGUGACAUCUGUUGUGAUGACUCUAUUGAGGAACCCAUCAAGAAAGAGGUGAUUCAGAAGCUGCUCGCUCGAGGCUUCAUCACUUCCAGUGAAUGUACUAAGCUUUGCGAAGAGAUUCAACCUGUGAGUUAUUCAUGCUUUCAUGAAAGCAGUUCUGUGCUGUUGAUUAAUUGCUUUAUUCCUGACACUAACAUCAGAAUAGAUACAACAUUUUAACUAUGCUUUAUUAUU
Molecule: messenger RNA, 556 nt
Organism: Macrobrachium nipponense
Lineage: Eukaryota; Metazoa; Arthropoda; Malacostraca; Decapoda; Palaemonidae
Product: protein timeless-like
Exons: 4
Coding region: 20-541 (173 amino acids)
Source: RefSeq, a predicted model, not a curated record